This is a messenger RNA of Vanrija pseudolonga, 567 nucleotides long. RefSeq lists its product as uncharacterized. NCBI's taxonomy places the organism in Eukaryota, Fungi, Basidiomycota, Tremellomycetes, Trichosporonales, Trichosporonaceae. The record is from RefSeq and is a predicted model, not a curated record. The transcript is spliced from 3 exons. The coding region runs from base 1 to 567 and encodes 188 amino acids.
AUGUCAGCCCAGCCGACGGCCCCGGCCCCGGCCGCGACCCCCGCAUCCCCGCCGGCCCCGGCCUCCGCCCCCGCGCACGACUCGCGCCUGCAGAGCACCAAGACGAAUCUCAAGUAUCUCGCGCUCGGGAGCAGCGCCGGCGCCGCGCCAAAGAGUCUGACGACGCGCUCCUUCCUCACGACGCUGCGCUAUGUCCUGCGGUACGCCGUCCGCCGGCUGCUCCGCAUCGCGCUGUACGGCGCCGUCGGGUCCGUGAUCGCCGUGGUCGGCUUCGGGGUGCUCGGCUCCCUUGGGUCUGGGCUCGCGUUCUUCGCUGCGCCUGGGCUGAUGGGGAGUAUUGCGAUCGGGUUGGGGACGGGGGUGAUCAAGUUCGCAUGGCGCCACCGACCCGACAAGUUCCGCUUCAAGGACGGCUGGUGGGCGACCAUGACGCGCCGCGCAGAGUCCGGGUCCGACGCCAGCAAGGACGAGGAGGCCGACGCGGUCGCCGAGGCUGCUAAUGCUGAGAUGGAGCGGCGCAAGGCCGAGAAUAGGAAGACGAGGGAGGAUGUGUGGUUGAGAGUGUAG